Messenger RNA from Dunckerocampus dactyliophorus (ringed pipefish), 923 nucleotides. RefSeq names its product zgc:153031. The record is from RefSeq and is a predicted model, not a curated record. NCBI's taxonomy places the organism in Eukaryota, Metazoa, Chordata, Actinopteri, Syngnathiformes, Syngnathidae. Gene Ontology annotation, molecular function: dihydrofolate reductase activity; NADP binding. Gene Ontology annotation, cellular component: mitochondrion. Gene Ontology annotation, biological process: dihydrofolate metabolic process; folic acid metabolic process; glycine biosynthetic process. The transcript has 6 exons. The coding region runs from base 189 to 779 and encodes 196 amino acids.
UUCCAGCCUAUGCCUCUGGCGCAAUUUGGAGCCGGUUUUCUUAGCGGUGGAAACGAGGUUCUGACCAAUAGCAGCUGAAGCUGAGUGGGGGCGGCGACAGAAGACUCAACUCAACGACGCAUCAAGGUUGCAAAUCGAAACGGGUGGGCAUCUUGUGUGAGUCUCGUUUCACUGUGUGGCCGCCAACAAUGGAAGAGAGUCGGUGGGAAGUUCAGAAGAAACCAGUGCGUGUCAUCGCAGCGGUGGGCCAAAACGGAGGCAUCGGCAAAGAUGGCAAACUCCCUUGGAAUCUCCCGUCUGAAUUCCAGUAUUUUCUGCACACCGUGACACAGGUGUCAAAACCAGGAAAGAUCAACAUGUUGGUAUGGGGCAAACUGUGCUGGUACGCCAACCCUCCAUCUAUGUUCCCAAUGGCAAAUGUCCUGCAUGUGGUGCUGAGUGAAACACUCACGGCGGUUCCAGAUCACGCCCACUUCCUGUGUCGGAACCUGGAGAGCGCUGUCCUUUUGGCUGCACAGUACCCACUUGCAGACUUGAUUGAGACCAUCUGGAUCGCUGGAGGCACACGAGUGUACAAGGAUGCACUGCAGCAUCGCUGGUGUGAUUUGGUUUACCUGACAGACGUCAUGGCCAGCUUUGACUGUGAUGUCUUCUUCCCCGAGCUGGAUGAAGAAGUGUUCAAAAAGCAGGAGAGAUUUGCUGGCGUGCCACCAGGAAUCCAUGAGGAGAAUGGCAUUAAGUAUGAAUUCCAAGUAUUCAAGAGAGAAGAUGCACAUUGAAGAAAUGAAGACGACGCUUUAAAUGAGGCUUGUUAAGUUAUCUGACCAUUUGAAACCAUUUGAAAGGGUUGUUGCACACACUGUAAUGUAUUGUACUUGUACUUGUGUGUAUAUAUAUAUAUAUAUAUAUAUGUGUGUGUAUAU